AUGAACUUUCCUGAUAGUGACGAUAUCCUGGUUUCCCGGGUUUCUUUCAAUCCCGUUGGAAACCGGAAUUCGGUUCAAGAUACGGAGAGCUUACCAACCAUAGAUCAAAUUCCCACCGCUAGGGCAAGCGUAGCUAUGCUGGACAAGCUAUGGACACAGAUUGACGUAUUAGAUGACGUAAAGGCGAUGGCUGAAACGGUGAGCAAGCAUGGCAGCUUUUUCACAGAAGAAUUUGCUACCAGUCUACAGCUGAUAAAGAGUUCCCAAGAGAAACUACUAGAUAAGGUGGUCACCUAUCAGGCUGCAACUAACAAAACACGAGAAGAACGCGAAAAGACAUUCACCUAUGCACUGGCUAAAAAUGACGCUACUGACACAGAGCAGGAAAAUGAGCAAAUACGGCAGAGAAUGAACGACUUUUUUGCGCUGCCACCUAAACCAGCAAGCGAAGAUCCUAAACUCAAAGACUUCGACGAGCUAGACAACUACAUAAAUGAAGUUCGCGGAAACAUGUACGAUAUUUCGGAUCAGAUGAAAAACUACGAUGCAAUCAGGGAGAAACUCUGGUGA
This is a messenger RNA of Australozyma saopauloensis, 570 nucleotides long. RefSeq lists its product as uncharacterized. The transcript has a single exon. The record is from RefSeq and is a predicted model, not a curated record. NCBI's taxonomy places the organism in Eukaryota, Fungi, Ascomycota, Pichiomycetes, Serinales, Metschnikowiaceae. Bases 1 to 570 code for a protein of 189 amino acids.